This is a messenger RNA of Scutellospora calospora, 402 nucleotides long. Lineage: Eukaryota; Fungi; Glomeromycota; Glomeromycetes; Diversisporales; Gigasporaceae. The record is from the annotation of a GenBank genome assembly.
GGAGCGAAACAACAAGCUUCACGGCAACAAUGAUAAUGAUAAUGAUAGUCAAACAUCCUAAAGUAUUGGAGAAAUUAGUUAAAGAAAUCGAUGAAGCUUUAGUAGGAAUUAGCAGUGACGAAGUUCCAACUCACGACAAAAUAAAACAUUUACCUUAUUUAAAUGGGGUUAUUAAUGAAGGGCUUAGGCUUUUCCCUACUAGUAGAGGACCAGGUAAAGAGGCUUCAGAAGAUUUGGUUCUCGGUGGAUAUUUCAUUCCAAAAGGGACAAUAGUGGUAUCAAACACAUUAGAGCUUCAUAUAUCAAAAGAAUAUUGGGGAGAAAAUGCUAAAGAAUUUGUGCCAGAACGAUGGUUGGAACCUGAAAAAUUAACAUCUGACUGCUUUAUUCCGUUUUCAGCUG